UUGCCCUUCGGAGGUUUAUUCUUUUAUUGUUUGAUCUGGCGAAGCAAGCGAUACCGUGGCACGAGCAAAGACCUUAUGACAGCUGGCAACCAAGAUCGGCCAUCGCGGAAGUGUCAAAUUUGAAAUGUAGCGGAUGACAAGCUGUGAACUUGUAGCUGACAAAUAUUUAGUUUUGCACUCUUCAUGCACGUCGAUCCGCGGAUUCCGUCAGGAUGAGCGCGACGCAGGAUGAGGACGAGCAUAGAAAACGCUCGCUGGAGGCCGGCAGAGAAAUGUUGGAAAAGUAUAAAGUGAAACGAUCGAGUAAAGACAAGAGCGGAAACAUGGAGUAUGUGGAACAAUCCGAUGACGAGUCAUUGCAUAAUGAGAAGUCCAUGAUGCAUAAGGAAUCUGGCAUAACUGAAGCCAUAUCCUCAAGGGAUAUAACAUACAGCAGUGUUAGUAUAAGCGAGGGAGAGGCAGAUGCUGAUUUGGAAGGACUGGCGGGACGAGUCGCAGAAUUGGAGGAAUUAUUGCAGGGAAAAGAAGCUAUAGUUGGGACUUUAAAUGCAGAGAUUGAUCAUUUACGAGCAGAGACAUCGUCUCCAAACUCAUCGCAGAGCCGUGGCAGCAGUAUACAUGGGAGGGAUAUUAUAUCUUUGUAUCACAUAAAAUUGCAAGAGUUUGAAAAGGCAGUAAAUCAACGUGACAAUCUAAUAGAACAUUUAACGUCAUCUUUGGAACAAGCAUUAUCUGCAAGAGACACUGCAACGGCACAGCUUAAUGCUUUGAAUUCCAUGCAGUUGAACAAUCCUAUGAUAGACAACAUGAAUUUGCAACAAAAAAUUAAAGCUUUGGAAAUAACGAUGAGCGAUCAGGAAGGAAUAAUUCGUCGAUUAAAUGCGCAUUUGACGGAUAUUCGUAAACACGUACAGACAUUGGAGAUGGAGAGAGAAACACAAAACGCAGAAAUCAAUGAUUACAAAGUACAGAUAAAUAAUCUAAAUGAACAAAUUCGCCUUAGUGCCGCAGAGAAGAAUCUGAAUAUCGACGAGACGUUGGAGCAACAAAAACAGUAUGAGGCACGAGUUGAUAAAAUCAAACAGGAUAUGCAGCAUAUCUUGAAUAAAUUUACCACAGUGACAAAUACUAAUGCAAUACGCCAUCAGCAAGAGUUAAAAGAAUUAACUUUGAAAAACGAGGCUGAAAUUACGAAUACAAAAAUCAAGCACGAAGAGUGCAUGAAAAUAUUGAAGAACGAAAACAAAAUGUUCGCCGAUCGUUUAAAUAAGGAAUUACCGGAUUUAGAGAGCAGACACGCCAAGGAAUUGUCCGUCUUUCAAACGCAGUUAUCUCACUACAAGAAAACUGUCGAGGCGCUAAAACUCGAAUUGGUAAAUCAUGCAGAGUCGCAGAAGAUUGCUCAAUCAGAAGUUCACCUGUACAAAGUGAAACUUGACGAAUUAAAAUUUGAAGCAGAAAACGAACGGCGUAUGCAAAAUCUGCAUUUUCAGAAAGAGAAGGAGUUGUUGAAUGAGCAGAUCAAAUUGCACAAAAUUCAACUGGAGGAAAUGACGUCGAAGCACAUCGCUUCGAUGAGUAUCUUAGAGUCUAAGGAGAGUAUUGAACGAUCAUUGGAGCAAGCUUUGUCGAAUGCUGCUACAUUAAAACAGGAGAACGAUACGCUGAAAUUUAAGCUGGACGAUUUAUCAUGCAGAUAUUCCACGGCACAAUCGAUUAUCGAAAACAGUCAAGUGCACGAUAGGACUCUGAGCGGUAGACUAUACAUUGGAGAUUUGGAGAAGUCUUUAUCUCGAUUGGAUGCUACAAGUGUAAGCACAGUCAGUGAAUUAGGAGAAACCAUGUAUAAGACUUUCGACGAGGAAGUUGUUCAGCAUCAGCUGAUAAAGCGAAAGCUCGAGGAGAAGAUGGAGAUAGAACAGCUAUUAGUCGAGAAAGUUUGUGUUCUUGAGACAGAUUUGGCCAAAGCGAACAAUAAAUUGGAAGAAGCCGAUAUCGCAAAGAAAACAUACGAGAAGCAACUCAAGGAUAUGAAAAAUACGUGUGACAAAUUUCAACAGGAAGUCAUUUCGUUGAGAGAAUUCAGUCAUGCAACAUCUAGUGAUGCUUCCAUUCAGAAUUCUUCGAAAAGUAUUCUGGUGAAUAUCGAGAGCGAUUCAGCUCGGCGAAUAGAAGAGCAACAACGGGAAAUAGAGAGCUUGAAGCUACUAAUGGAGGAGAAAGAGGCAGAGAAUGCGAGAUAUAGGAAAGAUUUGGCUGAAAUGACGGAAAGAACACAGCAGAUAGAAAUGCAGUGCCAGCAAUUGACGAAUGGCUUAGCUCAUGCGUGGACACAGUGCGCCGAAUUUGAAGAAAGAUUGAAUCAGACUUUGGGGUUGAGCGAUAGCAGUAAAAUGAAUAUCUCCUUGAAUAGCACGAUUUCGUCCAAGCACUUGAAAGAAAAUCAGAACUUGGAUGAUAGUAUAUUAAAUCAAAAUACAGCAAGCCAGAAGAAACUUUUGGAAUCGAAUAUUGCCGACACAUUAAUAGAUGCAAAAAACAAUUAUCUGAAGAACAAUGAAAACUUAUAUGAAGAGUUACAACAAAUUUUAGAGAACAAGCCGAAUUUGGACGAAGUUAAAUUAAAAUUAUCUCAUUAUUAUGCACUGUGUGAGAAAAUAGUCAUCGUUAAGGCGCAAUCCUCGAGGGAGAAUGUCACUUUGCCACAGAAUAGCGAAGACUCGUUGCAAAAGUCUUUGGAAAAUUUGUGGACAGAGAAGGAAAAGCUAAGCCAGGAAAUCGAGGAGAUGAUGAAUCGACGUAAAGCAGAACUGGAAUAUGUUAAAGCGGAUUCUGCCAAAGAAAUCAGUAGACUGCGUUCGUUGCUGCAGAAUUUCAAGGAUGGUAAUGCAAGUCUAAAUGAUCUGAAGACUGAGCUCGAAGCACGCCAUGCCAAAGAGAUGGAAGAACUAAGGACAUACUUCGAGCUGAAAUGCUUGCAAAUGGAAAAACAGUAUUCUGAGGAAGUCUUUAGUCAACAGUCGAAACGAAUUUCCGACGAUAGCGAAACCGAGGAGCUGACAGACGAUUUGUAUUUUGGUGGUGCCGGAGAUUGUUUGAACGUGUCAAACUCCCGAGCAGCAACACCUAGUGCCAUCGAGGAAUCUCUGAGAAGCAAGAUUCUGGAUGCUGAAAACCAAGCACGUCUUGAGACGGAAUAUGAGGGUAGCAUCCAAGCGUUGCAAAAGGAAUUAGAACUCAAAAUGAAUGAAAUUCAGAAUGUCAAGGCUGAUUAUGAGAAAACGCUCGAAGAACAGAAAGAAUUAUAUGAGUGUCAAAUUCGCGAUAUCGAGGCAAAAUUGGAGCAUGCAUUGAUUGUACCUACUGUGCACCAGUAUUGUCAGACAGAAUUGGAAGUAUUGGAAAAUGGUGAAUUGUCGAAUCUGCGUGAUGCAUAUAAUCAUCAAUUAGAAGAGCAGAUUGCGUUAGCUAGACAAGACAUUGUCAACGCUCUUCAAGAACAAUUUCAGGUACUAUUAUCGGUGGAAACAGACAAAGAAGAUAAUUGGCCAGCCGAAUUAUUAGAACUGAGAGAUAAAUUCACAUCCAACGCUAAACAAGAAAUCCAGGAGUUGAAAAAAGUACAUGCCACUGAAUUAGUUCGUUUGAAGGAUGAACAAAGUUGCAUUGUAACACGAAUGUUUGAGCAACAUCAAAAGGAAAUUACUAGUCUUAAAACGAAUACUGAUGACAAGCAAGAAAUUAGUCGUGUCGGAACUUUAGAAAAUAUCAUGGAAGAAAGGGACAAUCUGUGGAAGGCAUGUGUAACUCUUAAGAAUCUAAUUGGAGAAUUAGUUAACUAUUUCUCUGUUUGUGAAGAAGAAGUUAAUAAUACUCUGAUCAAUGAAGUUUUAAAAAGACAAUUGUCAGAGUCCGCUUUUACCGAUGAAGAGAAUUUAAAUAAGAGUAACAACACCGUUUUAUCUGAAACGCCGCAUAAGGAUCCAUCAAAUCAACGAAUUAAGAAAGUCCAUUUUGCUCCGCAAUCCACAAAAAUAGCUUCCAUCAUUAACAGCGACAACAAAAUGUUGCAGAGUUUAGUUGAUGAAGACACAGACGAAAUAUUAAAAAAAGAGCUGAAAGCUUGUUUAAGACGCUUGAAGUCUGAUAGCACACAAGUCCUCAAUCUGUCGAUGUCUGAGGGUGAGAAUAAGAUCGCAUUGUCGUCAAAUGAUGAUCUCUUAGCAAGCAAAAUUAAUGAAAUUAAUGAAGAGCUCUCCUUGAAACUGAAUCAUGCUGAGGCUUUGAUCAUAAAUUACCAAGAAGAAGUAGAACAAUUAAAAGUACAUAUUUUGGAACUUCAGCGAAAGUUGAUUAGCGUGGAAAGCAAAAAAGAAAUCAUCACGGAAGGAUAUGGCGAAAGCGAUCUUUCUAGGGGCGAUAUUGUGUUGCAAGAUUUUUCGCAAAUACAAGAAAAAGCUAGACAUGUAUUAUCUAAUGGUGGUGGCGACAUAUCUUAUUUGCUGCAAUUAAUAGAAGAGCUAUGUAGGCAAAAUGAUAAACUAAUAGAUGACGCUAGGAAAGAGAGGGAAGAUUUACAACAACAGCAGGUACCUUUAGAACCUACUCCUACCCCAUACAUUCACAGGGUUUGCUGCAAAAAGAUUGAGGCAGCGGACAAGCAGUUACGAGCAACUCGUCGGUUUCUGGAUGAACAAGCGAGCGAGCGCGAAAUGGAACGAGAUGAAGCUGCGAAACAAAUUCGCUUUUUGCAAGAACAGCUCAAGGAACGCGAGCGCGACAAAGAAAGAGAUAUGCGUAUUACUUCCGAGCAGUCUGAGCUAUCAUCUGAAAGAACAGACAUCCCUGAGCUUCAAACGACUGACAUCAAUGCAGCUGUGGAGGCUCUCGAAUCUCAAAUGAGAGAGAUGUCGUCAUUAAUGUCCGACACCGAGGCGAAGAAGUCGGAAAAGGAGAGUGAAUUGAGGGCUGCAGUGGACAAAAUAUGGGUUUUACGAGACAUCAUUGCUGACUUGGAGCAGCAGUUACAAGCCAAGAUUGAAAGAGAAGAGUCCUUGCAAAUGCAAAUUAAUCAAUUGGAAACGGUGAUAACCGCGCAAACGAAGAAUCAACAAGAACUAGUUCAAGAGCUGGAUGCUAUUAAAUCUGGUAGUGAGAACAGGCAUCUGAACGAACAAAUUAAUCAUUUGCAAGAGGAAUUGAAUAAACACAAGUUAAGUUCAGAACACUUCAACGUUAAUUCGUCUGUCUUGAAGCAAAUGAAAACAGAAUUGCAUGAGAUGCAAAAUCAGUUAGACAAGAGAAUUCGAGAGAUGGAAUCUGCGCACAUGUGUGGUUCCAAUUUAAGUUUGAGCCAGCCGAGCGAAGACGUAUCGAUCAGAGAGCAAAUCGAUGCGACGAGAUGUUUAACACCGGAUGAUCCGUCCUUGCCGCCGAUGCUACCACUGGAUCAAGUACUCAAGCUGAAAGAUAAAAUGCUAAAGCACGCACGUGCGGAGGAAGUAGCGUUCAAGAGGAUCAAGGAUCUGGAGAUGCAAUUGACAACGAUGAAAAAUCAGAAUGAGGAAUUAUUAACAGAACAAGAGAUCUUGCACCAGACCGCAUCCGAGCAAUUGUUCCAAAUUGAAACAAUGCGUGGUCGCUUGGAGCAGCACAAACAGAGCGCACCUUUCGCUCAGAAGCAAGCGACGUCUCGUUUAGAGUUGCAAUUACACGAAGCUACCACGAAAUAUCAUUCCCUGGAACAGAUCAUUACUAAUAAAGAGAUAGAAUUGAAAGAGCUGAAAGCCCAACUUGAAAGGACUAAUCAGAUGUUGGCAGAGAAGGAAGCAGAAAUGGAAAAUUUUGUUCAAUCGGAAAAUGGCGCACUGCAAAAAAUCGAGCGGCUAAAAGAUCAAUUAAAGCUCGUUCAAGAGGAAAAAAAAAUGCUACAAAUAAAACUUGGAACGCAGGAGCAUACUCAAUUAGAAUUGCCGCAGUUAAUUGAUACCAUAUUGGCUGAUAAGAACGAGGAGAUCGAUCAUUUAAAGGAGCAACUCUCUAAAAGGGAGAAACAAUUGAAUGUCUAUUCAUCACUCGCUUUGGACGAUGUGCAGCUGCGGGAACUAACAAAGCAAGCGGAGGCCAAGAACAGCGCGCGAACGUUGAGCGACAUUCUCUCCAUUCAUUCGGAAUGUGAAGAAUUCCCUGAAGCUACUCGAGCACCUAAUAUGACAUUUACAACAUCGCACAAUAUCUCUAGUUUCAAAGUUCCUACGUCCUCGUCGAAGAAUACGUUACGGAUGAACAGUUUCAACACUUUAGAAACACCUUUGCUCGAUGUGGAUAAGAUAGACGCGCAAGUACCACCGUUAGAUUUGCAUUCCAAUACACAUAGUUACAGCAACGGAAAUGUUGGUCACUCGGGAAUGGAAUUGCAUCGUUCCGGAGAGGAGUCAAAAUUAUCAUCUCCCAAAAACAAUGAUAUCAGUGAGGACUCUCAGCGAGCCGAGGAAUUACUCAAUGAGAAAGUGAAGGAAAUCGAAAAUUUAUCAAAUCAACUGCAAGUUCUGCAACAAGAACUAGAUUUAAAAUCUGAUUUUUUGAACAAGUACGAAAUGGAAUUGGUCACCUUGCAGAAACAGUAUCAAAACUUGCAAGAUGAGUUCAAGGAAACUGUCGAAAAUUUGGUGCGGGAUAAAAAUUUCUAUAGAGGACAAUAUGAGCUGGCCCAGGCGUCGGAAAGUAAAAUAAAGAAAGAUCUGGAGGAAGUAGAAAACAUUCUGAAACUGAAGUCGGAGGAGCUCGAAGAUCAAAAAGAUAGAAUGCAGGUGAAUGAAAGGAUCAUUACAGAAUUAAAUGCAGAGAACACAAAAUUGAAGAGAGAAAUCGAAGAUAGAGAGAAGGAUCAGAUGAAAAGAAACAACUCUUUGCAGGAUAUGACACAAGAAUUGCAAAGAUUCAAGGAACUUGUCCUGGAUAAAGAUAUCGCAUUGGAGACUCUUCAGACGCGCAAUAUUGAGAUCGAUAACGAGAACAAGCAACUAUACGAAUUUAAGACAAAGGUUCACGCGCGCGAGCGAGAAAUCGCCGAGUUGCAGGACGAGAUCCUACGAUUGACGGAUGGUUUGAAUAAUCGGGAUCAGGUAAUCCGCAAGUUGGAAGAGAUGGCAAGACGAAUGAGUGACGUUCAGUCGGGAACUUCCUCGCCAUCAUCUUCUAGCAACAAGGACCAAGAGAUCCAUCAUUUGCAGGAGUUCCUGAAGGAAAAAGACAAGGUAAUCAGGCAGAUGAGCGAUGAUAGUAAGAGUCUGCAUCGAGCACUGGAGACUAUUCAAAACAAAAUGAAGGAAUCGGGUAAUAUUGUAGAAUUGAGAAGGAAAUUGAAGGAAGAACGCAGGCUGAAUGAGGAAUUGAGGGAUAUGGUGCAGAGCUUGCAAAAGGAAUUGGAGCUGAAGGAUGCUUCUGUGCGACGUUCACAGGACGAUAGUGAUAUCGAAGAUAUGGUCCAGCGAGAACUGAAUCUUUCCGCACGAUUGGAUAAACAAAUUAUGCAGGUAAUUAAGGACGACGAGGUUGUGGAUGGAGUAGUAACGGAGGAUUAUCAUCAAAGAAAUAAUAUAGUACGCAAGGACAACGAGUUAUUGAAGAAACUAAAAGAUGACUUAGAAGUCGAACGAGAUAUAAUGAGACAUCAGAUCGCUGAGUACGAGGAUCGUAUUCUGCAACUGAAGGCGGAUUUGACGGAAGAGACGAAGAAGGCGGUUAAGCUGAAUAAGGAACUUCUUUCAGAAAGAGACGUGGUGAAGUUCUUGAGGAUGGAGAUAGAGGAACAUCGUCGGAUGGCGGAAGUAGGGCGAAUACAGGACACUGAGUUGAUCGAAUUCCUGCAAACAAAGUUGAAAGCCUCUCUGGAUAACGAGGAGAAGCUUCGUAAUGAUCUAGCGUCGAUGAGACAACAGCAGAUUAAUUUGGAUUCACAAUUGACGUCCAUGAGAAAAUCGAUAGAAAUUGAAAACAUCAGUAGAAGCUUGUCAAAUUUUGCUGCAACCACGCAAAAUGAAUCGGAGAAAACGAGCGAAAAUCUUGAAGAAAGUCGAAAGCACAAUGCGCAACUAAGGGAGAAUAUAAAGAAACUAGAGAAUGAGAUGAGUAAGUACGAGAAACAGUUAGAGAUCGCAACGGAGGAACAAGAAAGACUAAUCAGCAGUCUGGCAUUAACCAAUGGACUGAAAGAAAUCCUAGAGGCAGAUCUGCGAAGAACUGCAGAGGAGUUGAAAGCACGAGAAGAACACUGUAAUUAUUUGCAAGAGCAGGUGAAGAUGUUGACUGAAAAUAUGAAGCAAGAUCAACGAGAUGCUGAACUGGAUGAGAUCAAAGAAUUGCGCAGAGAGAUCAACAACGCUCGAGAAAUCAGAAUAGAGCUGGAGACUGAUAUAAAUCGUGCGAGGCAAGAAUUAAAGGAAUCCUCAAGUCAAGAGCAGAAGCUUAUGCGCAUAGUAGAUUCCUUGAAAGAGCGAGAGACGGACCUCUGUAUGAGACUAGCAAUUUCAAAAGAAAGAGAGAGGAAAUUCAAAGAUUUAAUUGAAAAUGCCAAAGAUGUCCCCACGAAUUUUAUGCAGAAAAUUAAGGAAUUAAGCGAGACAGUUGAGAAAUAUGCUAUUGAGAACAGUAAUCUCGAGGAUAAAAUCGGCAGAAUGAGGACAGAUAGGGAACUAUCGAUGCAACGUAUAAAGUUGCUCGAGGGGCAGCUGAAAAAACUGAAAAAUACACAGGCUUCGAACCAGCAGACAAUUCCUAUCGAAAGGUUACAAAACUUCUAUGGCAAAUAUUUACGAGUGGAAAGUAGACGGAAAGCGUUGGCUUAUCAGAAGAAGUACCUAUUAUGUAUUGUCGGCAGCUAUCAGUAUUGCGAGGAAAACACGUUAUGCGUGCUUGCGCAAUUGACUCAAGAUCAACGCUCUUACGCGCGAUUGUCUCACAACAGGAAGGUGCGUUUCAGGAUCGCCGUGUUUGCUAUAAUCAGUAUACAUAGGAUGAAGUGGUUGAUUCAACGCUGGCGAACGGGGAAACGCGUGGGUGCUAAUGCUAUCAUGGGUAGUGUCGAUCAAUUGAUUGAUUUGCCGCCUGUCCGGAAAACACCAUCAAAUCAUUCUCCACCCGUGAGAGAAAGGGCGACAAAUGGAGGUAGCAGUUUUAUGCUUGGGCAGUAUUACCAAGAAGUAAGAAAUUUCCAAGAGACACUUGGCGCAGUUAUGGCAGAGUCUGGUACUAGUCAUAUUAUCUCAGAAUAACAUUAUAUGUAUAUUUUUAGAAUUUGUAGAAAUUUAGC
Molecule: messenger RNA, 9310 nt
Organism: Mycetomoellerius zeteki
Lineage: Eukaryota; Metazoa; Arthropoda; Insecta; Hymenoptera; Formicidae
Product: A-kinase anchor protein 9
Exons: 19
Coding region: 213-9272 (3019 amino acids)
Biological process (GO): signal transduction
Molecular function (GO): molecular adaptor activity
Source: RefSeq, a predicted model, not a curated record